AUGAUGAGUUUUUAUGGCUAUAAUGUUCUGUCCAGGCGUCUCUCUGUCCAAGCCUGGAGCAUAGGUGGCGGUAGUAGAGGCAGCCAUCAGCGAUGGAUUGGCCAUACAAGCGCUGCUCUCAUAGAUGCUGUCAAUGAGGAAACCCCACCUGACAAGUUACGUUCCGACCUACAUAGCGCCCUUCAGAUGGUUGAUGAAAUAUACGAUACAAAUACUGCGGCAGAGGACGUUAAUGACAAGGGCAAGGAAGGUCGACAAAAAUAUACCCGAGAGAUGGACAAGGCCUUUAAUUUGCUUAAAACAAACAUAAAGAAGGAAGAUAGACAAAUUAAAUAUUUGAAGCCUACAAGAGCACGAACGCGCCCUACUAGCGGGUCAUAUACCUUCCAAAUAAAUGCUCAAAAAGUUAAGCAUACAUUAGUACCUUACAAUCGAAAAGGUGCUCAUAAAAACGACCAUAAGCCACCUGAAAUAGCCCAUGGGCUGACUAGAGUACUAUAUCAACCCUUGUCGUUACAAAAAUUGAGAGAUAAUAGAAGCGGAAUGUAUAAUUUUGACCCUGCAGUGGAGGAUAUCAAUCCAGAGUUUUUGGAGAAGAGAAGUGAAGAGAAUAUAAAUGCGAGUUCUCUUGGGAGUAAACAAACGAAACCAAUUUUCAUCACACCUCACAAGGAUGAAUCUCUAUUGAAGGUUGCCAACGAACACAAAAAAAAAUACAUUUCCUCGUCAAGUUCUAUGACCUCGAUACUUUCCCAGUUGCAUUAUCUUCUUUCCAACUUUAGAAAGUUGAACAUCAUUGAUUCUUCGAUAUCUAGGAACUUCCCUCAGAAAAAUUGUAAUUAUUCAGAAAGUGCAUAUUUUCCAUCAACAGUCAUUUUAAGAAAGAAAAAAAAAGGCGUUUGUUCUAUCGAUUCCGAUCGAAGUCUGGAUAGAGAAAUGGUUCUCUCUGUACUGGGACACUAUCUUGAAGAUUUCCUAACAAAAAAGUCGCCUAACAGUUUACAAGCUGAAAACUACCAUUAUUCCAGCAUAGACGAAUUCAUCGUGAGAUCUCAAUUAGACGCCUACGAUCCAAAUCUACCUGGAACUGGUGUUUUUGAUUUAAAGACAAGGGCUGUUUCUGCUAUAAGGUAUGAUUUGUCACAUGUAGAGAAUAACAAUAAUCAAACUGGAUACGAGAUAGACCGGGUCUAUGGCGAAUUUGAAUCCUUGGAAAGGGAAUAUUUUGAAUUGAUAAGGUCCGCACUUUUGAAAUAUUCUUUACAGGCUAGAAUUGGUAAAAUGGACGGUAUAUUUGUUGCCUAUCACAAUAUCUCUAAAAUGUUUGGAUUCCAAUAUCUACCUUUGGAUGAGUUAGAUUAUAUAAUACAUUCUUCAUGCAACAACAAAUUUGAUAGUUUAUUAGAGCAGAAGGACGAAAUUAUGAAAGGCAUAUAUGGUGAAGAAGACUACAUUUUACGCCACAGUAGGAACGACAAAGAGAUUGCCUCCUUGGUGGCUAGUAGAGAAUUUAAAAUGUCAAUGAAUUUGUUUAGCAAUAUUUUGAAGCAUGUUGAGCAAUUACUGAACUCAAACACUACUAGCUGGGAAAUGUGUAAAAUAAUGCUCAAAACCGAAGUUGAAGAAAAACAGCUGAAAAAUGGCCGCUUCUUUAACGAGCCAGUUCUAAAUAUCGUAGCCCUGCCACUAACAUCUGGGUAUGAGGAUAAAUCACUACUGGUAAAGGAGGCUUCGAACGAACAAUUGACAGAAGAGCUAACGAACAUUCGCCUGUAUAAUGAAAAUCUUUUAGAAGAGAACUUGGAUAUGUUGGUCGGCUUUAAGGUAAACGUCAAGCAUUUCUACCAUCAUCACCCUAGUACUAUGAAUCUGCCAACAUUUGCUUCGAAAAAGAAAGAUAUUCUGGACCCCGAUGCCCGUGAAUAUAUUUCUGACAUAAUGAAGCGAGAUUGGUAUAAGGAUAUACGAUCCACACAAACUCCAAACUUCUUCCAUGCAUCAGAUGUUUCCACUUGGGAAGUCAAUUCUACCUUUACAGAUAUCAUCGAUAAGAAGGAGUUGAGGAGUUUAUACCUGAAAUAUCUAGAUGUUAAAUUAAAGGCGUUGAAGAACCAAGUCCUUACACGUCAGGAACCAGACACAUCCCGAAAGGAUGAAAUUAUAAAUCGAAUCAAAAAAUUGCAAACCCGCAGGAAACACGGCAGUAGCACAAGUCACAACAAAUCAUCAAAUUUUGGUCCCUCACGACUACAAACCAAGCUGCGUGCAUACGCCAAGAAGGGUGCUCUACGAAGGAAACUUUGGGAAAGUAAUGCUAAAUUGCAUGCGUAA
Molecule: messenger RNA, 2331 nt
Organism: Saccharomyces eubayanus
Lineage: Eukaryota; Fungi; Ascomycota; Saccharomycetes; Saccharomycetales; Saccharomycetaceae
Gene: PET127
Product: Pet127p
Exons: 1
Coding region: 1-2331 (776 amino acids)
Biological process (GO): mitochondrial RNA 5'-end processing
Cellular component (GO): mitochondrion; mitochondrial envelope
Source: RefSeq, a predicted model, not a curated record